AGAGAGAGAGAGAGAGAGAGCAGCAGGACGCGCUCCAUCCACAGCCUCUCCUCUCCGGACUGUCAUCCGUGGAGCUCUUUCUCUCGGGGGGUUCACCGCCCACGUAGCAUGGGUACGAUUUGAAAACGCCCCGCACCGACACACCACCGAGCCUCUUCAAACAUUCCCCCCCCAAAAAACUCGUCGGUCUGAAGGCAGAAGGGAGAUGAUGGAGUACUGGAGGCAGUGCGCGCUGUGGCUGAUCAACUGUAAGGUGCUGCCCGUUAGCCACCGGGUGACCUGGGAGUCCGCGCAGGUGUUCGACUUCGCCCAGACCCUCCGGGAUGGGGUCCUCCUGUGCCACCUGCUCAACAACCUGAAGCCCCAGAGCAUCAACCUGAAGGAGAUCAACCUCCGACCGCAAAUGUCUCAGUUCCUGUGUCUGAAGAACAUCAGGACGUUCCUGGCGGCGUGCGGCGACACGUUCGGGAUGAAGAAGAGCGAACUGUUCGACGCCUURGACCUUUUUGACGUGAGGAACUUCGGGAAGGUUAUGGACACAUUAUCCAAACUUUCCCACACAAGUAUUGCACAACAAACAGGAAUCAGYCCGUUUCCUACAGAGGAGAGCGUCGAAGACGAGGACAUCUACAACCACCUGGAGGACCUGAUCGAUGAGAACAGGGUGGAGGAUGAGGAGGAUCUGUACGACUGCGUGUACGACGAUGAAGAAGGAGGAGAGAUCUACGAGGACCUGAUGAAGACGGAGGCCGUCCCUCCUCCGGCGUUUCAGAGGCAGGCAGAGACCGACAUCAGGAGCUGCUGUUUGGCUGAAAUCAAGCAGACGGAGGAGAAAUACACCGAGACUCUGGAGUCUAUAGAGAAGCACUUCAUGACGCCCCUCCUCAUGUUUUUAUCUGCGGCCGAGGUGGAGAAGGUGUUUGUGAAUAUCCCCGACCUGGUGAAGGUCCACAAGUGUUUACUGCUGGAAAUCAAAGACUCAGUCCACCAAAGAAGUGCCCAGAACCUGUUCCAGAUCUUCAUCACUUUCAAAGAGAGGUUGUUGAUUUACGGGAAGUACUGCAGCCACGUAGAGACCGCCAUCGCCACCCUGGAUGACAUCUGCAGGCACAGAGAGGACGUGCGCAUGAAGCUGGAGGAGUGCUCAAAGAGAGCCAAUUAUGGCAAGUUCACCCUGAGAGACCUGCUGGUUGUUCCCAUGCAGCGGGUGRUGAAGUAUCACCUCCUCCUGCAGGAGCUGGUGAAACACACACACGACACCUCAGAGAAGACUAACCUACGGACGGCAUUGGACGCCAUGAAGGACUUGGCUCAGUACGUUAAUGAAGUCAAGAGGGACAACGAGACGCUGCGGGAGAUAGACCAGUACCAGAGAUCCAUAGAAAACUUGAACCAACCUCUCAGUAAUUACGGCAGACCCAAAGGGGACGGGGAGGUACGGGUGUCCACGGUGGACAAACGAGCCAAACAGGACAGGCACAUCUUCCUGUUCGACUCGGCCGUCAUCGUUUGUAAACGCAGAGGAGACAACUARGAGAUGAAGGAAGUGAUCGACCUGCACCUCUUCAAGAUCACCAACAACCCAACGUCCAACAAAGAGAACCGAAAGUGGUCCUACGGAUUCUACCUCACUCACAACCAGGGCCAGAACGGCUUUGAGUUCUUCUUCAAAACCAAAGAGCUGAAAAAGAAGUGGCUGGAGCAGUUUGGCAUGGCCAUAUCGAAUAUCCGUCCUGAGAAKGCCACCUACAAUUCCCACGAGUUUCGAAUGCACACCUUCGAAAGAAUCACCUCCUGUAGCUCCUGCCACUUGUUGCUGAGGGGGAUCUUUAACCAGGGCUACUUGUGCUCCAAGUGUGGCUUAGGCGCCCAUAAAGAAUGCCUGAGUCGCUUCGGCAUCUGCGGGAAAACAGGUACCUGCACCGCACGACAUCGCAACAAACACACAGCGGGCAGGGCUGAGAGGCCGGGUUGGCCCAAGAUGUUGGUGACCAGGAGCUACAACGGCGUGCCGAGCCCCACCGGGGGUCCGCCGCUCACCAUCCAGAUAGGCGACAUCAUCGAGGUGAUCCGGGCCGAGCUGCACAGCCCCUGGUGGCAGGGCAGGAACCUGUCCAGCAGGGAGGUGGGCUUCUUUCCCAGCCACGCCGUCAAGCCGUGUCCGUGUGUGCCGAAACCGGUGGAUUACUCCUCGCAGCCCUGGUUUGCUGGUCCCAUCGAGAGGUUCCAGGCCGAGGCAGAACUCAUCAACAGGUCCAACAGCACCUACCUGGUCCGCCAUCGCAGCAAAGGCUUCUCAGAGUACGCCAUCAGCAUCAAGUACAACAACGACGUGAAGCACAUAAAGAUCCUGACCAAAGACUCCAGGUACUACAUCGCAGAGAACAAGAAGUUUAAGAGCAUCCUGGAACUGAUCGAGUAUUACAAAUACCACUCCCUGAGGGAAGGCUUUAAGAGCCUGGACACCACCCUGCAGUUCCCUUAUCGGGAGCCGGAGAACCGCAGCAGCGUGAUCGCUCCAUUGCUCCGCGGCCUCUCUCUCGUAACUCCUGCUGACUACAGCUUUGUUCCUCCUUCCUCUGCUCCCUUCUGGUCAGUGUUCGUCCCCAAAGUGAUCGGCGUGGCGGUGGCGCGCUACGACUUCGUGCCCCGGGACACGCGGGAGCUGCCGCUGCAGGACGGCGACGUGGUGAAGAUCCUGAACAAGACCGGGGGCAACGGCUGGUGGCGGGGCGAGGUCAACGGCAGGACCGGCUGGUUUCCUUCCACCUACGUGGAAGAGGAGGAUUACUGACUCGUCCCUUCAGAGGAGAAGAGCAGAAAUGAAGCGAGCGUCUGAACGACUGCAGCGUUAGCUCCCGGCGCGGCGCGGCGCGGCGCCUCAGACGUCCCAGCAUCCUGAAGCUGUGAGGCGAGCCGCUCCGCCGGACUCUGAGAGGCCGAAGCGAGUCCACCGACAAGCAGCUUGACUGUCGGCGGGGAGCCCCUCCCCCGCUCUCCGUCCACCCAUCCAUGAUUUAUCCCUCACUUCCUGUCGGCCUCGGCCAGCCUCAGACCCCCCCCACACACACACACACACACACACCUCACCUCACCUCCUGACUGCUGAAUCAGGCGUCAGCAGGAAGUGUUACGAGCGAAUCCUGAACAUCCUCAUCCUUCUUUCCCCUCUGUCAGGGAAUAAUACGACUUUUUCAUCUUCUUCACCUUCCUGUUUCUCACUCAGACACACACACAGACACAAACACAGACACAAACACAGACACACACUCGUACUUGAGAUGAUGUCAGAUAACAUCACAGCUCCUUGUUUUCCUGCUGUAUCAGUGAGUUUAGUGGAGAUUGAUCCUCUGAUCUUAUCAGAUGUUUGCAGCUUGUCGGAGGUUGAGGCGCUGCGCCGCAGCGUCCGGCAGGUUUCACUUGUUUCUCUGCCGCAGCGCACCUGUUCAGUGUUUCAGUUACCUCUUCAUGUUCUGCAGAAGCUUCACUGUUGCUCAGAUUUUAACCCAGUUUCAUGUUAGGUUCAGGAAAUCGCGCGGCCUGCAGCAGGUGAGCUAACUGCUAACCUUUGCACAGAAGGUUCGGCUGCUCUCUGCAGACACAAACACAAAUCCCUUUUUUCACGUUAGGAGUUUCCUUCAGAUUUCUGCCCAAAAUCUGGACACAAACAAGGACCAACAGUCUGUUUUUGUCUCGUAGCUAAAAGUUCAACCGCAGCUCGACGUUUCCUUCGGCUGAUGUGUCUGCGUCGUGUCGCUGCAGCUCGUCUCUGAUCAGAGAUCUGCUUCAACACAUCCUGAUGUUUCACCAGUUUAGGAGGAAAAACAGCCUCAUUAAUGUUGCUCCUGAUGCCUCAGCUCCUCCUCUUCUCCUCCUCAGCUCCUCCUCUGCUCCUCCUCGGCUCCUGUUCAGCGUCUCCACAAGAUGGAAGCAUCUUAACCCGGACAGGAGAUGACAUCAUCCGAGGAGGAGCUGAGGAGGAUCCAGACCUGUUGCUGUCAGAGAGACGAGGAAAAAACAAAACAAGGAGGAGAUUUUAGCUCAGAUCUGUAGUUUAGUUCUUAAACUACUCCUCCUGCUCCUCCUCCUCCUCCUGCUCCUCCUCCUCCUGCUCCUCCCUGAUGAAGAGGCUGUUUCUAGCUGCAGGCCUUGCUUUCGCUGCGUUUAGUUAUUUUUCUGAGUAUCUGUGAUCUAAUCAUUACAGCACCUCCUCACCUGGGCGACUCAGCUGCGUUCACCUCCUCCUCCUCCUCCUCCCCUCUUCUACCUCUCUUCCCCUGAUCUUCAUCGUCUCUGCGUUCUGUCCCUCGCCGUGCUGCUGCCUCCUCUGUUCGAGGAAAAAAGGAGAUGAGCUGAAUUUGAUCGAAUGAAUUCAGCUCCAGUUUCUCCUCGCUCRGGACUCCACUUUGUGCCAAUAAAACCAAAGACCUGCAUCUUUUGUACUCCUGACCCCGGUACCGGACCACCGAGGCCCGACCCUGAACCGUGCAAUCCUGACUGCCUGUAAUGUUUCUGUAUCAUACUGUAAAUACUGUACAGAAAGCUAAAUAAAGCUCUACACUGCUUCUGA
This is a messenger RNA of Austrofundulus limnaeus, 4570 nucleotides long. It is a transcript of the gene vav3a, whose product is annotated as vav guanine nucleotide exchange factor 3. Gene Ontology annotation, molecular function: guanyl-nucleotide exchange factor activity; protein binding. Bases 206 to 2794 code for a protein of 862 amino acids. Gene Ontology annotation, biological process: intracellular signal transduction; regulation of GTPase activity; cell migration. Gene Ontology annotation, cellular component: plasma membrane; cytoplasm. NCBI's taxonomy places the organism in Eukaryota, Metazoa, Chordata, Actinopteri, Cyprinodontiformes, Rivulidae. The record is from RefSeq and is a predicted model, not a curated record. The transcript is spliced from 27 exons.